Molecule: messenger RNA, 4842 nt
Organism: Budorcas taxicolor (takin)
Lineage: Eukaryota; Metazoa; Chordata; Mammalia; Artiodactyla; Bovidae
Gene: USP31
Product: ubiquitin specific peptidase 31
Exons: 16
Coding region: 1-4047 (1348 amino acids)
Biological process (GO): protein deubiquitination
Molecular function (GO): cysteine-type deubiquitinase activity
Source: RefSeq, a predicted model, not a curated record
AUGUCCAAGGUAACGGCGCCCGGGCCCGGGCCGCCGGAGGCGGCGGCGGCGGGCGGGAAGGAGAAGCGCUCCUUCAGCAAGCGGCUGUUCCGGAGCGGCCGCGCGGGCGGCACCGGCGGCGCCGGGGGUCCCGGGCCGGCCGCGCCCUCCUCGCCCUCGUCGGCGCGCUCGGUGGGCAGCUUCAUGAGCCGCGUCCUCAAGACGCUGUCCACGCUCUCGCACCUUAGCUCCGAGGGCGCCGCCCCGGACCGCGGCGGCCUCCGCAGUUGCUUCCCGCCCGCGCCGGCCGCCGCGCCCACGCCGCCGCCGCCGUGCCCGCCGCCGCCCGCCUCGCCCGCUCCGCCCGCCUGCGCCGCGGAGCCGGUGCCCGGGGUGGCGGGGCUCCGGAACCACGGCAACACGUGCUUCAUGAACGCCACGCUGCAGUGUCUCAGCAACACGGAGCUCUUCGCCGAGUACCUGGCGCUCGGCCAGUACCGGGCGGGGCGGCCCGAGCCCUCGCCUGACCCCGAGCAGCCCGCGGGCCGCGGCGCGCAGGGCCAGGGCGAGGUCACCGAGCAGCUGGCGCACCUGGUGCGGGCCCUCUGGACCUUGGAGUACACCCCGCAGCACAGCCGCGACUUCAAGAGUAUUGUGUCAAAAAAUGCACUGCAGUAUCGGGGAAAUUCCCAGCACGAUGCCCAGGAGUUUCUGCUGUGGCUUUUGGACCGAGUUCACGAAGACCUCAAUCACGCUGUGAAGCAGAGUGGUCAGCCUCCUCUGAAGCCACCAUCAGAGACUGAUAUGAUGCCUGAGGGACCAUCUUUUCCUGUCUGUAGCACUUUUGUACAAGAACUUUUUCAAGCCCAAUACAGAUCUUCUUUGACGUGUCCUCAUUGUCAGAAGCAGAGCAACACCUUUGAUCCUUUCCUCUGCAUUUCUUUGCCAAUUCCUCUACCCCACACAAGGCCUCUCUAUGUCACCGUAGUGUAUCAGGGGAAGUGCUCUCACUGCAUGCGGGUUGGUGUGGCCGUGCCUCUGUCUGGGACUGUCGCCAGGCUUCGGGAAGCAGUGUCCAUGGAAACAAAGAUCCCCACUGAUCAGAUUGUGUUAACAGAAAUGUACUAUGAUGGGUUCCAUCGUUCCUUUUGUGACACAGACGACCUGGAAACAGUCCAUGAAAGUGACUGCAUUUUUGCCUUUGAGACUCCAGAAAUAUUUAGGCCUGAAGGAAUUCUCAGUCAAAGAGGAAUUCACUUAAACAACAACCUAAACCACUUGAAGUUUGGCUUGGAUCAUUAUAGACUGUCUUCUACACAAGCAGCAGCAAAGCAGGGGAAAGCGGACUUGCCCCUCUCAAGAGCAGGAAGCGACAAGAUCGUUCUGUUAGUGUGCAACCGAGCCUGCACUGGGCAGCAAGGGAAAAGAUUUGGACUACCUUUUGUGCUGCACCUAGAGAAGACAAUAGCAUGGGACCUUCUGCAGAAGGAAAUCUUGGAGAAGAUGAAGUACUUCUUGAGGCCUACAGUUUGCAUUCAGGUGUGUCCAUUCAGUUUGCGUGUGGUCAGUGUUGUGGGAAUAACGUACUUGCUGCCCCAGGAGGAGCAGCCUCUGUGCCACCCGACGGUAGAAAGGGCACUAAAAUCUUGUGGACCAGGCGGUACUGCUCAUGUGAAAUUAGUAGUAGAAUGGGACAAAGAGACAAAAGAUUUUUUGUUUGUAAAUACUGAAGACGAGUAUAUCCCUGAUGCCGAAAGUGUCCGGCUACAGAAGGAGCGUCACCAUCAGCCUCAAACUUGCACUUUAUCCCAGUGUUUCCAACUCUACACCAAAGAGGAGCGGCUUGCCCCCGACGACGCCUGGCGGUGCCCGCACUGUAAGCAGCUGCAGCAGGGCAGCAUUACGUUGAGCCUCUGGACUCUGCCUGACGUGCUGAUUAUACAUCUGAAGAGAUUUCGACAGGAAGGAGACAAGCGUAUGAAACUUCAGAACAUGGUCAAGUUCCCUUUGACCGGCCUGGACAUGACACCUCACGUGGUCAAACGAAGCCAGAGCAGCUGGAGUCUGCCGUCCCACUGGUCUCCAUGGAGACGGCCCUACGGACUCGGGAGGGACCCUGAGGACUACAUCUAUGACCUGUAUGCCGUGUGCAAUCACCAUGGCACCAUGCAAGGGGGGCACUACACAGCAUUCUGCAAGAACUCCGUGGACGGCCUCUGGUACUGCUUCGACGACAGUGAUGUGCAGCAGCUGUCGGAGGAUGAAGUCUGCACGCAGACGGCGUACAUCCUUUUCUACCAGAGGCGGACGGCUAUACCAUCGUGGUCGGCCAACAGCUCGGUGGCAGGCUCCACGAGUUCCUCCUUGUGUGAACACUGGGUGAGCCGACUCCCGGGGAGCAAGCAAGCCAGCGUGACCUCUGCGGCUUCCUCCAGACGCACCUCCCUGGCCUCGCUGUCUGAGUCCGUGGAGAUGACCGGGGAGAGGAGUGAAGAUGACGGAGGCUUCUCAACUCGUCCAUUCGUGAGAAGUGUCCAGCGCCAGAGCUUGUCAUCCAGACCGUCUGUCACCAGCCCCUUGGCCGUCAAUGAAAAUUGCAUCCGGCCUUCCUGGUCCCUGUCUGCCAAGCUGCAAAUGCGCUCCAGUUCCCCUUCCCGCUUCUCAGGAGACUCUCCGAUUCACACCUCUGCGUCCACCCUGGAGAAAAUCGGGGAGGCAGUGGAUGACAAGGUCUCCAUCUCCUGCUUCGGUAGCUUGAGGAACCUGUCCAGCAGCCACCAGGACUCGAGUGACAGUCACAGUCGGCGGGAGCACAAGGCUGUGGGUCGAGCCCCUCUGGCUGUCAUGGAAGGUGUGUUCAGAGACGAGUCAGAUGCCCGCAAGUUGAACUCCAGCGUGGUGGACACACAGAGCAGAAGCUCAGCACAUGGGGAUCACUUGCCCCCUGUCUCUGAUCCAUUUGAUAACAAUAACCAGAUUGCUUACGUGGAUCAGAGCGAUUCUGUAGACAGCUCUCCAGUCAAAGAGGUGAAAUCCCCAAGCCACCCAGGCUCCCUCGCAAAGAAACCAGAGAGCACAACCAAGAGAUCCCCCAGCGCCAAAGGUGCUUCUGAGCCAGAUCGAAGCUUGCGGAAGGGGAGACCAGCCUUGGCCAGCCAGGAGUCCUCUCUUUCCAGUACGUCCCCUUCUUCUCCCGUUCCCGUGAAAGUGUCCGUAAAGCCCUCCCGCUCCCGAAGCAAAGCCGAUUCUUCUUCCAGGGCCAGUGGACGGCAUUCCUCCCCUGCCCCUGCCCCAAAGAAGGAGUCCUCCCCCAAGUCCCACGAGUCCGUGUCGUCCCCUUCGCUCCAGAAGCAGAAAUCGGCUUCUUCCCUCGCUUAUACUGCUUCCUCCACAUCUGCAAAGAAAGCCUCAGGCCCCGCCCCGAGGGGCCCCUUCCCUCCUGGGAAGAGCAGGACUUCAGACAGGAGCUUAAGCCGAGAGGGCUCCAGACACAGCCUGGUUUCCGACAGGGCCAGCGUCACCUCCAGCUCCAAACCCAACUCCCCGCGCGUGAGCCAGGCCAGGGCCGGGGAUGGCAGGGCGGAUAGCAAGCACGUGCGGAGCUCCUCCAUGGCCAGCCUGCGCUCCCCCAGCGUGAGCGUGAAGGCUGGUCUGAAGAGGGACAGCAAGUCCGAGGACAAGGGGCUGUCCUUCUUCAAGUCGGCCUUGAGACAGAAAGAGACCCGGCGGUCAACAGAUCUAGGCAAGACCGCCUUGCUGUCCAAGAAGGCGGGCGGGGGCUCCGUCAGGUCCAUCUGUAAGAGCGCAGUGGAUGACAAGGCAGAGAAAGGCUCCCAGUCGCCAGGCUCCCAGCAGCCAAAUGCCAGUGCGGUUGGGAAAGAGCCGCUUGCCUCCAAGGACCCCGCUGCUGCUAAACUUUCCCUGCUGUCUGCUCGCAAGCCCAAGACUUCUCAGCUCGAUUCUGCAGCGCCCUCGUCUCCUGGGUGCAGGCAGCCUGCUGAGAAAUCCUCCAGAAAGUUACCUUCUAGCAUGCAAACCUCUGCACGGCCUUCUCAGAAACCUCAGUGAUACUUCUGCAGUCCAGGUGUUUUAUCUGUAAAGAUGUUAAUUUAUUUAGAACCCCUUCCCUCCCACCAAAGCCCUUUAUGCUUCUGUUUUGUAUUUUUUGGGAGUCAUGUGCCUGCUGUGUGUGUGUGUGUGUGUGUGUGUGUGUUUGUGCGCGCGCGUGUGUAUAUGGAGAAUUCAAUUGCAAAUUGUUAAAAGCGUCGCCUUAUUCUGCCAUUGAACCAAAUAACAGCCAUAGGCAAAGCAUUGACACCAAGCUAACUGAAAUAAUUAUAGACGAUACCCUGGACGGUCCCUUUAGUACAUAUUUCUUUCUAGAGAACUCUUAACGACUUUCAUUGGACACUAGGGAUUUGAAACCUGUGAAACCAGUUAAGCUAUCACUAGUGUGCUCUGUAGAAGGAUGAAUUACUUGACUCUCGUUUCAUCUGAGCGGAAUUUGUCGUCAGCUGUGGAUUGUCACGUGGCACCAGGAACUCUUACGAACUGUGACACUAACAGUGAAAUAAACCGAGGGGAAAACUGUCGCUUUCUGCACUUUGGCCCCAUCUUACCAGUUUUUGUCAAGGGCAAUAUUUUCACACUAACGUUUCUCAGGUAUAUACUCAGCUAGUGUAGGACGGUUGCGCAUCCGUGAAAGGAUCAGAGAAGGUGGCCUGUGGGUUGCUGUUGUUUCUCCUACUGCCACAGAGAGAAGUUUUUAGAGGUAGAAAUGAAAUCUUUCACCACCUUCCUAUCUGCAAAGACGUGCAUUGCCAUAAGCUGUCUUGACCUGUGGGAUGUGUUUUAAGAGAUGGC